Salvelinus fontinalis (brook trout) is the source of this 5576-nucleotide messenger RNA. RefSeq names its product sesquipedalian-1-like. Gene Ontology annotation, biological process: receptor recycling; endosome organization; retrograde transport, endosome to Golgi. The record is from RefSeq and is a predicted model, not a curated record. The transcript is spliced from 3 exons. NCBI's taxonomy places the organism in Eukaryota, Metazoa, Chordata, Actinopteri, Salmoniformes, Salmonidae. Bases 1950 to 2777 code for a protein of 275 amino acids. Gene Ontology annotation, cellular component: recycling endosome; early endosome; trans-Golgi network.
AAUGGCUAGCUAGUUAGCGGUGGUGCGCGCUAAUAGCGUUUCAAUCGGUGACGGCACUCGCUUUGAGACCUUGAAGUAGUGGUUCCCCUUGCGUUGCAAGAGCCGUGGCUUUUCUGGAGCGAUGGGUAACGAUGCUUCGUGGGUGACUGUUGUUGAUGUGUGAAGAGGGUCCCUGGUUCGCGCCCGGGGCGAGGGGACGGACUCAAGUUAAACUGUUACAUAAGCAUCAUAGUAUUUUUAUCAUCUUUGGGCUUCCAUGAUUUCAAAUCAAAUUUUAUUUGUCACAUACACAUGGUUAGCAGAUGUUAAUGCGAGUGUAGCGAAAUGCUUGUGCUUCUAGUUCCGACAAUGCAGUAAUAACCAACAAGUAAUCUAACCUAACAAUUCCACAACUACUACCUUAUACACACAAGUGUAAAGGGAUAAAGAAUAUGUACAUAAAGAUAUAUGAAUGAGUGAUGGUACAGAAUGGCAUAGGCAAGAUGCAGUAGAUGGUAUAGAGUACAGUAUAUACAUAUGAGAUGAAUAAUGUAGGGUAUAUAAACUUAAAGUGGCUAGUGAUACAUGUAUUACAUAAAGAUGGCAAGAUGCAGUAGAUGAUUUAGAGUACAGUAUAUACAUAUGAGAUGAGUAAUGUAGGGUAUGUAAACAUUAUAUUAAGUGGCAUUGUUUAAAGUGGCUAGUGGUACAUUUUUACAUAAUUUCCAUCAAUUCCCAUUAUUAAAGUGGCUGGAGUUGAGUCAGUAUGUUGGCAGCGGACACUAAAUGUUAGUGGUGGCUGUUUAACAGUCUGAUGGCCUUGAGAUAGAAGCUGUUUUUCAGUCUCUCGGUCCCUGCUUUGAUGCACCUGUACUGACCUCGCCUUCUGGAUGAUAGCGGGGUGAACAGGCAGUGGCUUGGGUGGUUGUUGUCCUUGAUGAUCUUUAUGGCCUUCCUGUGACAUCGGGUGGUGUAGGUGUCCUGGAGGGCAGGUAGUUUGCCCCCGAUUUCAGUGCCAGCACAAGUUUUCCCUUGGUCGAGGUCAAAUAACUCUCAUUGUUCUUAAGUCCUUUUUUGUUUUUUUUUGUUCAUAAAAUGCUUCAUUUCAAUAGGUAAAAACUGCAUUGAUAAAACUCUGUUUAUGUGGCUCUGGCCCUCAUUACCACUCAUGUUAAUGUAGUGGUGCUAUAGGGUCCAACUAGGCCUUAAUGAGAGGAUUCAUUCUUGGUUAUGAAUCUAUCACCAGAGGAAGUAAGGAACAUUUAAUCAACUUCAAGAACACAUUUAAUACAAUUUGAUAUAGUAAGACUUUUUUCUAAAGCAUCACUGAGGAAAUUAACUUAACAUUUUACACAGAACAGGGAAGUGAGGAAGAACACCCCCUCAAUGUAUACUAUCUGGGUAGUAGGUGUGGAUUUAAGCGUAGAGGGGAGAGAGAAUAUUGUGUGUCAGGGUUUUGUUUCCAGGAAGUGGGUUGAGUUAUUUAUAUUUCAACACUUGUCCUCUAUUACCCAGGGGAGGACCUGUGUUCGUAACCUGAAACUUUAUAUUUAAACAUUGUCUUAUUCUAGAUGUGUUGCGGUGAACACAAACUACUGUGGGAAUUAGACUGAGAGGAACAAGUGAAGGUUUAUGGAAGAAAAUCUAAAACAUAUACAAUUGGAUGGAUAGAGAGUGACCCUGAGAGGUAAGCUUGGAUGACACAUUACUCCUCUGCUAGACUGGCAAGAGAUAGAGAUGGAAAUUGUGUGUAGAUUUAAGAUCAUUGUCAUAAAGAAUUGACUAGUUGAAUACAGGAUGAUGGCAUCUGGUUACUGGCAAUGUUGCUUUACUGGUGAAAAAGAAAGGAGGUAUUAUGACAGACAAACAAGGCUCAAAUGUCAUGUGUCUGUACUACUGGUGCUGGAUUAAUAUUAUCAAGGAUGCCUUUCAUCCUCUAAAGGAUCCUCUCUUUGUUGGAGAACGUUGUAAUGAAGAUCCAUGAGAAGAUUUUAACCCAUUACCUAUCCUGCACCUCACCGAUAGAUAAAGAAGGAUAUCUCUACAAAAAGAAAGAGAGGACCUCCUCCUACCAGAGGCGCUGGUUUGUCCUGAAAGCCAAUCUGCUGUUCUACCAGGAGCGUCCGGCAGAUCGACACCUGCUGGGGGUUAUUGUCCUAGAGGGCUGUGCUGUCCAACGCUGUGAGUCUGAGGGAGGACUGUUUGCCUUCUCCAUGGUGUUCAGAGGUUCAGGACUGAAAACCUACAAGCUUGCUGCUGAGGACCAGCUGGGCCAGGAGAGCUGGGUCAAAGCCCUGCUCACAGCCAGCCACUGCUACCUUUCACUGCUGGUCAGAGACCUGGGGAAGCAGUACGAAGAGGCUAAACGCCAAGCUGGCCCUGCUAAAUCCCAUCAACGAACCACUGUGACUGGUCCAGGCUCAAUGUGCCUUACCCAAUCCAUGACUUACCUGAACUCAUGCUCCUCCUCCUUCCUCGUGCCAGGACCAGUGAGGAGAGAAGGGGGAAGCCACAGUGCCAGUAAUCUAUUACAAGCCCCUCCAAUCCCCAGCAACGUGAUCAAUAAGAGGUCCCCUAAGCAUUGGCCCAAGAGAAACGCACAUGUCACACCGAUAAAUGGACCAGCACCACCAUAUGGGGAAUGGCCACAAGUGGACUUUGAUCCUCUAGAGGAUUUCACCAAGCUACAUGAUUACUAUGGAGAGGAGGUGAAGCAGCUGAGAGCUGAUUGGCUGAGGAGGAGGCAGGAGGAAGAGGAGCACCUUGAGGAGGAUCUCAUUGACCUAAGUGAACACUGACCCACAGAGAUCAGACAGUCACCACUCUGGUUAUUUUGAUGAGGACUUUGGUGUGAAUGCCAGUAAUCUGAAAUAAGAAAGUGACUUUAUAAUUUGAGGAACUAGAGCAUUAAAGAAGAACUAGUCACCUGUGUAUACAUCAUGAUGGGAUUAUAGUCCUAUGAGGUUGAUGAUGACCCUCAGAAUGUCACAAAGCAGAGACUCAUCAUCAAACUCAUAAGACUAUCACCCUUAGUGGUGUUGCAAACAACCGGAUGCAUCCGGUUCUCAGGGAUACAGCCCUGAUGUGGGAACUCUGCACGGCUGUUUCUUUUCCGCCUGCUACGUUAGGUUUUAGGAAUAUAAUCAGCUCAUGCUGUAUACACAGGUGACUGGUUCCUCUUAAACACUCUAGUUCCUCAAAUAAUAGUCACUUUCUUAUUUCAGAGUACUGGCACUACUACGGGUUUGUCUGUUUGUAAAUUAUCAUUAAAAUCACUGGUAUAUUUUUUAGGUAAUAUUGAUGGUGAGUGUGAAGCUUAACUUUCUGUCAGCAAUCAGGGUAGUUAUGCAAUAUUGAAGCAAAGAGCUUCCAGUCGAAGCUCGCAUCCACUAUAAGACCAUUGUGCUUACCUACGGAAUAGCAAGAUAAACUGCCCCUCUCUACCUUCAGGCUAUGCUCAAAACCUACACCCCAACCCUAGCACUCCGUUCUGCCACCUCAGGUCUCAUGGCCAUCCCACCCCUACAGGAGGGCAGCUCCCGAUCAGCCCUGGCACCACAGCGGUGGAACCAGCUUCCCUCUGAAGCUAGGACAGCAGUCCCUGCCCAUUUUCCGCAAACAUCUGAAACCCUACCUCUUAAACAGUAACUUAAAUAAACAGUAUCCUCACCUCGACCCCCCCCCAAAAAAACAGCAGCACUUCAUCAGUGCUUGACCCCCCCUUCCAGCUCUGCUUCUACUGAUAGCUAUGUUAUUGAGGAAAUAUGUACUUUAUAUGCCUGUGAUGUGUGGUUGUCCCACCUUGCUAUCUUAAGAUGAGUGUAGCUCUGGAUAAGAGCGUCUGCUGAAUGACUAAAAUGUAAAACGUAAAAACAUCCUUGUGAUGUGUUAAACAUCAUAUAUAUUGUCCGUGGGGCGACGCACAAUUGGGCUAGCGUCGUCCGGGUUAGGGAGGGUUUGGCCGGUAGGGAUUUCCUUGUCUCAUCGCGCUCCAGCGACUCCUGUGGCGGGCUGGGCGCAGUGCGCGCUAACCAAGGGGGCCAGGUGCACGGUGUUUCCUCCGACACAUUGGUGCGGCUGGCUUCCGGGUUGGAGGCGCGCUGUGUUAAAGAAGCAGUGCGGCUUGGUUGGGUUGUGCUUCGGAGGAUGCGUGGCUUUCGACCUUCGUCUCUCCCGAGCCCGUACGGGAGUUGUAGCGAUGAGACAAGAUAGUAAUUACUAUCGAUUGGAUACCACGAAAAUUGGGGAGAAAAGGGGAUAAAAUUACAAAAAAAAAAAAAAAAACAUCAUAUAUGUUGAUGUGUUGUUACACACUGUCAAGUAAAGGCUUCACAUCCCUGUUUAACAAAAUAAGUUACAGUGCAUUACUAUAUAAUUACUUGUAUAUCCUUCAUGUUAAAAAUGUAUCCAUUAUUUUUAAGCAACUUUAGUGCUCACAAAGGUUGAUGCAGCUCAACCAUGCUGUACCACCAGAGGGUGCUACAAACACUAGCUGUGAAUUAAACCAUUAAUGUGCACUGAUUAAAAAGUGUGACAAGACUCAGUUUAAUUCAAUCAUAAUAUUGUUAUGGAGAGAGACAUUAGUAACAAAGAGCCCUCUCUGGUAUUGCCCUGAUGGGACAUCCAUCCACCAGCCAACAUGUAACACAUUCAGUUGAAAAACCAAGAGAUGAAAAGUGAGCUAAUAUUAACAGGACCAAUGUAGUCUCAUGACAGAUGUGAGAUUUGGAUCUGGGUUCUGAGAUAAGGAUAUAUGAGGAUUAAUAUAAUGUACACUAGUGAGACACCAGUGGUAAAAUAAACAAGUUACAUAUUUAAGAAUAUCAGAUCAACGGAUCAAACUGAAGUUCGCACAUUGUGGCAGGUAUCCUAGCGGUAAAGAGCAUUGGGCCAAUAACCCAAAGGUUGCUGAUUCGAAUCCCUGAGCUGACUAGGUGAAAAAUCUGUGAAUGUGCCCUUGAGCAAGGCUCGCAUCCAUAUUUGCUCUGGGUAAGAGUGUCAGCUAAAAGUUGAAACUUUUAAGUUGAAGUGUGAAAGUGGUUUUCUAUGUGCGUCUCGAAGAUGAGACUUUGGCUUCACCACAUACCAGAAAUUCAUACCAAUCAUCUAGAAUGUGAUAGAUUUGUCCAGGGGAGCGCAUGCACAUGCAUCUGUAUAUUAACACCUCCUCACACUGUGACAGGAUAUAAACAAGCCGUAAGGUGUAACUCAGGGCUGUUCAAUUCCGGUCCUGGAGGCCGAAACACUUCAUUUCUACCUGGUAGUUAAUCGCACUCACCUGGUGUCCCAGGUCUGAAUUAGUCCCUUAUUAGAAGGAGAGGAUAAAAGCCAGAAGUAUUUUGGCCCUCCAAGACCGACAUUGAACACCCAUAGUAACCUGUCUUAUAAUAAAGUAGGCUAUGUGCACUCUAUAUAAGGAAGUAUGGGGUCCUGUUACGGAAAUGUGUGUAGAUAAUGUAUGGUUCACCAUAUGACCAAGCAUCCUUGAAUGUAACUUCCCUGGUUAAAUAAACUAAAGGAUAAUUAAAAAUGACUUUACUUUACACUUUACCAUGGCAAUAACAAGGCAGAUCAGAGGUCAUAGAACAACACAGACA